GAGGUUAGUAGGAAUGGGUGUAUAAUACAAUGGUAAUGGUAGACGGACGGCUGGGUUGCAUCUGGACGGCGGUUGCAUUGCUGGCGUUAGGCUGUGGUAAUAUGGGAUGUCAGGUUCAUCAGCGAUGGUUUCUGACAAAGGGGCUACAAAGGGACUCGACAGACAUCAUGGCUCCGGCUCAAUAUCUCCGCUAAAUAUAGCCAAGUGACUCUAUGGAACGUCUGGAAAGGAAUGAUAGCUGAAGAAUGUCUAACGCAUAAGGUUCGGAUUAAAGUAUCCACGGGCCCUGGCUGAAAUAGCCCUCUCUUUUAUCUUUGGGAGUUCUUUAUCUCUGUAAAUAACCCACCGCAACAGUGGAGAAGUUCUUGGAAAUGCUCAACCCCGGAACUCGGAUGCAAAUGCUCCCCUCACAACUCUUGGACCAUACUCGGCAUGUCCGAAGUUCUACUGCCAUCCAGAUGAUACUAUUUCUAUAACACUCCAUACAUCAUGGACCCGAAGCAAACUGUUCUCGAAGAGUGGAUCGAGAAGGCAUAACUCGAAGAGUGGAUCGAGAAGGCAUAACUCGAAGAGUGGAUUGAGAAGGCAUAACUAUGACUUCAAUCCAACGGGAACGGAACGGGCCACGGCAAGGUCACCUUUUGACAUGUGGACGAGACUAAUGUAUAGCGCUGAAUCGUGUAUGUUCUUCCUCCUUGGUAGGUAAUCUAGUAAAGUCUACUUUUGAGGCAUAAAGGACGUCAGCAUACCAAGUCUUUGUUAUUGGGCUCAAAGGCAUAUAUUCAUAGCGCUGGAUACUUGCCAGCCGGAGUUCUGUCUGUACGGCAUCGAAAGAUCCUUGGAUACUUGGGAUAACACAUGACAAGAAUGGAGAAUUCGAAACGACAAAGUUGCCUAGAACUGGAUGCUUGUCACAACGAUCCUUUGUGUCCAGAUUGAGUGUCUCUUUCCCUUGUCUCCUUUUGCUGUACAACCUCAACUUGGACAUUGGUCUCGUGUUCAGGUAUAAUUGGGCUUCACUUCUCCACUAAUACUUAGACAACAAAGUGAAAAUUCAGAGUAUCACUACAUCUGUCUCUACCUGAUUGAUCCAUAAUAAUAGACUCAUCAAAUCAUAUCAUCACGUCGAAAGAGCACAACAGAGUCAAAAACCUUCUCCUCUCAGCCAACCCCUCCAACCAAAUGCAGACAUUACUGUAGAUCAUCAGAAUUUUCAGGCACAAGUCUCUACCAAUUCGCUGAAAUCCGGGGGCAAAUCACCCCUCUACCCGUCAAAUGAACAAAUGAUAUUCCUCCACCAUAUGCAUGUACACACCCCUAAGAGCCUAGUCCCUGGAGAAAACACCACACACUUCACUUGAAGAUAUCUCCACCGCUCUUUUGUGGAUCUUUUUACGCGGUAUCCUGACACUUUGUGCGCUCUUCCCGUGAAUACUCCGUAGUGUGGUAACUUCCGUAAUGCAGAGGAGAGUAAAGGACAGUUGAAGAGGGGUUGUCUUUGUCCUGUCUUGUCUUUGACGUUUUGGCCACUGCACUUGCUGACGCCGCCGCAUCUUUCUGAUACUACGACAACAUUCUUACGGCCAGUGUAUUAUUUACGAACUGAAGUCAUUCCCACCUCAAUACAUCUCUUAUUAACAUCUAAUACACCUUCGUCCUAUGGCCACAACCUCCGAGAGGUUCUGCUAGGUUCGGGCUAAGCCAAGGAUUGACCAUGGAGGGGCUGCGAAUUAAUGAGCUGCUGGUAAAUGGCUACUUCAAGACCAAGACAGCGAGAGACAAGAGUCCAUCUGGGUACGACAGAAAUCCUCAGCCUCCAAGCUCCAACGUCCCGUCCUUCCUCCACACCCCCACCCAUCACAUCCCACGAGAACGAGAACGCAGCAGAAGUCGAGGACCUCGAAUUCCACCUCCCCCUCGCCCUAUCGUAGAAGACGAAGCUAUCUCCCUAGCUAGAGAAUCAUCCCCUUCUAUCCCGUCCUACGACCCCCCACUGCGGGGUAAAAUCAACCAGAAUCCUAUCAUACUCGAAGCAGAGGUCACAGCAGCCGAAAGAGCGUUCCUACAAGAUGUCGAUUGCCCAAAAGAUGCAAAUGGUAAUCCAGAGAGGAGGUUUGUCUUCGUCCCAAAGGCGGAGAGCACUUCUGGUUCGGACGAUGAGGUGAAGCAGCGGAGGAGGGAGCUAAGAAACAAAGCAAAGGAUACAAAGAGAGAAGAGCCGAUAAAGAAUGGAUCAAGGUAUGAACAGGGGAAAUAUGAUCCGAGAAGAGAAGAGAAAAAGCAGAGACAAGAAUUACCACGACAGGAUUCUAGGCGGGAAGAGAGAAGGGACACAAGGAGGGAGGAGAGGCCCGAGAAACCUCUACGGCAGGAAUCCAGGAAGGAAGAUCGACCAGAGAGGCCACCGCGACAGGAUUCUAGAAGAGAGGUCAAGAUCGAGCAACCACACCCACCGCUUGAGCGCAGGAGGAGUAGACAGGACCUCCCAACGCUCGAAACCAAAGUCCCGCGAGAGAUCCCACCCAAAUUCAGAAGAAGUGCCUCUGCGUUUGCAGCAAGUCCAAGAGAAGAGGAGUUUCCCAAACCACCAGCUCCACGAACACCAGCUGCAGAAUACUUUCUCUCGCCAGAAGCUAUCAGGCCUAAGGAAUACUUCACCCAAUCCGUCCCUCGACAACAAGCUCAUGACGCGCUAUGGGGAAAGAGUGGAACUCCGACGGACAAAAGAAAUAGCGGCAGCUUUUCUGGAUCGCGUCCUGGAACGCCAUCUUCAGAUAAACGGAACAGUGGGAAUUUCGAAAAGCUGACUAGACCGCAGCAGCUGAUGGAAGAAGUUGGUGGUCGACCAGGCGAGAAAUCUGCCCGAUCCUCGAGAUCGUCAACACAGAGGAAAUCAUAUUACAGCAGCAGUGAUGAUGAGAUUGCGGACAGUGACUCCGAUAAGAACAGACGCCAUCUUGGCCCUCGAGGAAAAGAAGAUUAUCAUCACAGAUCUCCGUCUAAAUCUAACAGGUCCUCCAUGGAUCUCAAGGGAUCAAGACGUGCGAGUCCACUACCUUCUCCCAAGGUCUCUCCAAGUCAGAUUCCUAGAGGAGAUUACGUUGAACGUGCAGAAACGUUCCCACAGUCCGGAAGAAGAAAUACGUCGCGCCCUGUAUCGCCAAAUUCCGAAAUACCAAGAGCAGAUAGAUUGAAUCCUGUGGAUGUCCCACGACCCAAAUCAAGAGCAGGCGAGCCUCGCCCAUCUAACUCAUCUUAUACAUCUCUUCCAAUUCAUAUCCCGUCAAGGAUUGAUCUACACUCGCCAGGAGAAACAAGAACUUCGCCAGCUAUUCCACAAUUUGGAGUCGCCAACUCAUGGCAGCCUCCAUCUCAAAAUCUCGAGAAGCCAGUUGGAUCAUAUCGAAGAUAUUCUCAGGAUAUUGAACGUGGAAGUGUGGCGCCGCUCCCAACAUGUCCGCGAACGCAUUUCACUCGUGGACGAAACGAUUGGUUGACUCUACCUCAAUGCCCAUCUUUCGAUAUCUGUCCGUCUUGCUUCAACUCCAUCAUCGCUCCAACCGACUUCCGUAACUUGUUUAUACCUGCCGCUCGUCGACCGCCAGAUGUCGAGGUUCUCUGUGACUUCGGUAGCUCUCCAUGGUACAGGAUCGCCUGGCUAUUGACGAGAAAAGAAAGAAGACGAGAUCUAAACCUCUUCUACGGCCUAGCCAACAUCGCUGCCAGCUACCCACCUUGUCUCGGUAAACACGAAGCGAUCAGACAAUGGCAUUCCGUCAUCGACCACAAAACCGGCGCCCCAGUCCGCGGCUUCGAUGUCUGCUUCAGCUGCGUCAAAAGCGUCGAGGUCCUCCUCCCGACCAUCCGCGGCGUCUUCGUCCGCACAGAGACCACCCCCAGCCCCCGAAUUUGCGACCUUAGAUUCGACAGCAAGCGCUUCGUCCAGUACUUUGACGCCCUCGAAACCACCGCCGACCUCGCCUCCUACCACGACGACGCGCCCGAUACCCGUGACCUUGCCAGCCUCGCCCGCCGCCUUGCCCUCUUCGAGGAGUGCCAGCAGGAUAAAGACCUUCUUGACCGCCGCUGGCACAUGAUCACGCAACUCCCCGAGUUCACCGUCUGCGAAGAAUGCUUUGACGAGGUCGUCUGGCCGGAAUUAGAGGAGAAUAAGGCUAUUCCGCUGAUGUUUAAUAAGAAUCUUCAGAGGUUGCCCAAGGCGAGCUGUCAACUUUACAGUGCGAAGAUGAGGGGUAUUUUUAGACUGGCUGUCGAUAGCGGGGAUUACAAGAUGCUGGCUAGUAAGGCGAGGGAGAGGAAGAAGAUUGAGAGUGCGUAUAAGGCGAAUUUGGGCGAGUUGAGACGCCAGAAGGGCUUCGGGAGUUCGGGUGGGAAUGCGAGUGUGACUGGGGUUGUGGAGAGGGAGGUGGGAAGGUUGGAGGAGGAGUGGAGGAAGUGGGAAUGAUUGAGCUAUGGAUGAUGGAUGAAUACAUGAUUCGAUGUAUGAAUUACGAGAAUGAAAUGAUGACAUGACGGUUUAUAGUUGAGGCCUUUUCCAUGUGUUUGCGAUGAUAAUAUGGUAGGUCGAUUUUGAUGUUAGUAGAGAUGGCGUCUGCUUUAUUUUGUCGUUCUUUUCUCUAAGAGACAUUAGCAUGUAGCGACAGAGAAGGAGCGGGAUGAUGACUCCGUGAAGUUGAAGUGAACGUGAGAUGAUAAUUAUGUGAAGAUUAAGGUCAAC
Cadophora gregata is the source of this 4738-nucleotide messenger RNA. RefSeq lists its product as uncharacterized. The transcript has 4 exons. Bases 1715 to 4465 code for a protein of 916 amino acids. NCBI's taxonomy places the organism in Eukaryota, Fungi, Ascomycota, Leotiomycetes, Helotiales, Ploettnerulaceae. The record is from RefSeq and is a predicted model, not a curated record.